AUGUCGCUCUCUCUUCUGCUUCUUUCUCUUAUCACGACAGUCGUUGCACAGUCAACACCCGCGGUUGUAUGUGUCCCCGGGCAAUGUAUACAAGGUUUUUCCAAUAUCACCAUCGGUGGAAAACUGUCUGCGUCGGGCGCCCAGACAGACUUGCAUCUCCUACCAGGAGAAUAUUCUUCAGCAACAGACCCAAAGCUCCUUAAUGAACUCCUUACCUCUUCUUCAGCAACUUUCACCCCAUCCGCAGGCUUCAGCCGCAACAACGUAGCGCCCUUACCCCUCAGCCUAAAACUCGAACCAGGCCUCGCUAUCUACUCUGGCUCAAGAUACUCUGGCCAAGCAGGAUUCUCAGCACUACCAUCCGCACCAAUCGUUAAUGCAACAACACCAUUCACCGCCAACUCGUUAGCCCUCGCCGAGAACGUUUGGGUGGCCAUCUCCUCGUCAACGAACAGCGAACGCAUCGUGCUAUGGGAAUCUGUGCCAGACGUAUCCCAACUCAACCUUCCAUCAACACUCAACCUCCACGACAUCCAAUCCUCAACAUGCGCACCUGCCUGCUCCUCUUCGGGACUGUGUAACGCGUCAGGACAGUGUGUUUGCCCACCCAACUUCUCCGGAACCUCUUGCGAAUCGUGCGCCGCCGGUUUCUUCGGCCCUCGAUGUGAACCCUGUCCUGAAGGAUGCGAGGAUUGCGACGAGGGUAUUUCCGGAUCAGGUCGUUGCUUGUCCCAACCCAUCAGCCCCUCCGACCCUAGGAGUUGUGACUGCGUCAAUGGCGAGUGCAAUCCCGACGGUACCUGCACCUGCAACGAUGGUUGGCAGGAUGGUGUCGAGGGCAAAUGCUCACAGUGCACCUCCGGCUUCUUCCUCAGCAACUCUGGAGACUGCUCGGCAUGUGACGUAGGCUGCCGAGAAUGCUCCAGCGGGAACGCUGUUUGCACCCAAUGCAGACCUGGAUUCACUCAAGACCCCAACGACAGAACCAAGUGCAAUCCUGUGAUUCAAACUGAUAGCACCGGAGCCGCCUGCGGUCCCAAUGCCUUCAGUGACGGCCAACAAUGCCAGCUCUGCGAUCGCUCUUGCGGAAGAUGCUUUGGCCCAAGCAGUACCAACUGCUUGACUUGCGCUGCCGGAACCUUCAUGUUCGAAGGACGAUGUGUGUCUGCCGAUAGCAACGGCAUCUGUGCCGGUUCCAAUGGACGUAUCGCUGAUGCUCUCAAGGGUGUUUGUGAAGCCUGCCCUUCCAAGUGCUCUUCAUGCAGUAUUCCUGGCUUCAAUGGUGCAACACCCGUCUCGCAGGUUCGAUGCACGCAGUGUCUCCCCGGCUCUGUGUUGCAUGAGGGCCGCUGUCUCGACAAUUGCCCUGCUGGAACCUUUGUGGGUGCGGACGGCUUUACUUGCACAGCAUGUUCCUCUUCCUGCACCACCUGCUCAGGCUCCGCCGACUUCUGCACCUCCUGCCCAGGCGGCGCCUUUGCCUCUGACGGCGAAUGUGUCUCAACCUGCCCAACCGGAACCUUCAGCACCACCUCCAACUCCAGCCCACCUGUAAACUCCUGUUCAAAGUGCCAUCCCGACUGCGAAAGCUGCACCGGUCCCUCCUUCACCCAAUGUACUGCCUGCCCAGCCUCCCGACCCGUCCUGUCAGCACCCUCAGGAUCCACCUCUGGUCGAUGCCUCCCCAGCUGCGGCAAGUCCCAAUACUUUGACGCCGCGACCCGCCAAUGCCGAAACUGCGACGGCAACUGUUCCAGCUGCACUGGCCCUGGCCCUGACCGCUGUCUCUCCUGCCAAAGUCCGCGUCAAGUCGUCCGAGACGGCCAAUGCGUCGAUGCCAACUGCAGCAACAAUAGUAACGUCAUCUCUGGCCUCGGUGUUUGCCUCAGCGACAUCGUCCAAGUCCCCUCCAAGACCGACAAUGAGCAGCCACUUCCCAGCAUCACUGGUAUCAGCGACCCCGCUCCCACCGGCCGAGUCCGACUGGAGUGGUGGCAGAUCCUGUUGAUGGCCUUGGGCUGCGCGUUCAUCUUUGUGAUGUUCCUGUGGUGCUGCAGGAGGCGAGCGAGGAAGCAGAGGCAGAAGCGGACGCAGAUGUUCGCCAAGGGCAAGGGCAUCGUCAAGACUCACGGCCGAUGGAACUGGGCUGCCCGCUGGAAGCAGAUCUUCAGGAGGAGGAAUAGGACUCCUGCUGAAAGUGACCUUCCGAUUGCGUAUAACCACCAGGACGUUGCCGCGAGGGAGAUGGGAAUGGAUAUCAAGAUGGUCCCUCUGGAUAAAGACGUGCCGAAGAACACCAACACCAAUGUAAACAUUCACCUCUCCGUCCCGAAUGCCAAGUCCCGCGAUGACGACUUUGAUUCGUAUAUCGACGCGUACGAUCGCAGGUCUUCCAUGCGCAGCCAUACACCCUCGGUUCUCCCUGAUAUCGACGGAUACUACCCUUCCCGUUCCGCGCUUGCCAAUCGCGAUCAACUCAGGAAACAAGCUACGGGUAACAGCGGACGAGGAACACCGAGGGAUAUCGAACGCGAUUCGAUGUACUCCGAGUUCACGGGUGAAGUGCGCAACACGCCCGAACCACGUAUCCCCGUCAAGAGGGACUUGAUCCCCCUCUCCAACCCUACGAGCCGCUCGUCAUCUCCAGCCCCUCGACCAGGUGUACUCCGCAAACCGGUUCCAACGCUCGAACGCAAACGCUCUGAAGACACUAUUGAUUCUAUCGUCAUCGCCCCUCCGGUACAUCAGUUGAAGCAACAGGAGGGUGUGUUGGUCGAUCUGGAUGCGGGGAGCGAGCGAGGUUUCGGGUUCGGACAGCAGAAGUUGGUGCAGAACCAGACGGGCUCGACGCUCCCGGUGCAGUACCAGACUCCCGCUCUUCAACCUCAGCCUACGUUCGCCAGUCUCACUGAGGCCCAGGCGUACGCGAUGGCUGUGAAGCCACAGUUAGGCGGUGCUUCCUCCCAGUCUGCCAUCCCUACGAACCCAGGGUACACUUUGGCAUGGGUCCCGACGCAUAUGACGGGCUCAAGUUCGGCUACGGGUAGCAGUGGUGGAAUGGCAGGCGCAUCUGCUGUGCCUAUGCCGACAUUUACGACUAUGGGUCUCCCGUCUGCCCAGACGGGUAACUCGAUUGGAUCGAGUGGGGGGAACUAUUGGAUGCAGUCGUCGGCUGUGAGACCCACUGCUACAGGAUCUUCGAGUGGGUCUAAUGAAGCCUCGAAGAACCCUUUCAGGCAAGCUGGCUUGUAA
Messenger RNA from Coprinopsis cinerea okayama7#130, 3252 nucleotides. RefSeq names its product FRAS1 protein. Lineage: Eukaryota; Fungi; Basidiomycota; Agaricomycetes; Agaricales; Psathyrellaceae. The transcript has 4 exons. Bases 1 to 3252 code for a protein of 1083 amino acids. The record is from RefSeq and is a predicted model, not a curated record.